CAGAAAGGCAGCCUAUUAUAACAGAGAAUGGUUAUGUAAUGUGUGGAGAACGACGCUGCUCUCUCUGUCUUUCAGGAAACACAGGAAACAUCAGGAAAGGAAGGCAAAGAAGACUCCAUCUGCAACAUGUCUCUCGAUUCCAACAAAAUGGAUUCGUCUUCUCGGCCAAAGCUGUAUGAUUUCCAUGGAGUCGCGAUGACGGACAUUUUCACGGCCAACUGGGAAAACGUUCAAAACUUUCAGGCCAGACCGGAUGAUAUACUUAUAGCUACGUAUCCAAAAGCAGGGACCACAUGGGUCUCCCAAAUCCUUGACAUGCUGUAUUUUGGCCAGAUUUCUCCGGAGCGUUUGAAAACGCUCCCUAUCUACGAGAGAGUGCCUUUUUUGGAGAUGAUGAUCCCAAACGUGGUGACAGGAACAGACCAGGCAGAUAAGCUUCCGACUACCCCUCGACUCAUCAAAACCCAUUUACCGGUGCAGUUUGUGCCAAAGUCCUUUUGGGAGCAGAACUGCCGGAUAAUUUAUGUAGCCCGCAACGCAAAGGACAACAUGGUGUCUUAUUACCACUUUGACUGCAUGAACCUUGUCCAACCCGCGGCUGGAGACUGGAAGAGCUACUUCCAGAAAUUCAUGGAGGGAAAAUUGGUGUUUGGCUCCUGGUAUGACCAUGUGAACGGAUGGUGGAAGAAGAAGCAAACCCAUUCAAACAUUCACUACAUGUUCUAUGAAGAUAUGAUUGAGGACACUGGACGUGAAAUAGACAAACUCUGCAACUUUGUCGGUUUGUCUCCCUCUGUCGAGGAGAAGGAAAAGGUCAGAAGUGAAGUACAGUUUGACAGCAUGAAAAAAAAUGACAUGGCCAACUAUUCCACUCUGCCAGUGAUGGAUUUCAAGGUUUCUCCCUUCAUGCGGAAAGGUAAAGUUGGUGACUGGAAGAAUCACUUCACCGUGGCUCAGAACGAAGAGUUUGAAGAAGACUACAAGAGAAAGAUGACGGACCCUACUCUGCAGCUCCGCUGGGAAAUCUGAACAAUACCGACGACAAAGAGGGUCACGCUCAUUAAAUGUGACUUUUACUGUAAGACAGGAAUAGCUUUGUAAGUUAAAAUGUGAUUAAUGGACGUCAGCUUAUUUUGUGCUGAUUUCAAACAAUAAAAUGUAUGGCCAGUGAUGUAAUGACUGUAAGCUUUAACUACUCAGGUUAGCAAACCCCAUUUUAUAUAUUUGUAAUAAAAGAAUGAUUCUGUUU
Molecule: messenger RNA, 1249 nt
Organism: Fundulus heteroclitus (mummichog)
Lineage: Eukaryota; Metazoa; Chordata; Actinopteri; Cyprinodontiformes; Fundulidae
Product: cytosolic sulfotransferase 1
Exons: 8
Coding region: 127-1029 (300 amino acids)
Biological process (GO): sulfation
Cellular component (GO): cytoplasm
Molecular function (GO): sulfotransferase activity
Source: RefSeq, a predicted model, not a curated record